CUUUCUCCGGCAAGUCAUCAAACAGUUGAGCUACGUAAACCUAAGUCUCCAAACCACAGCUUUUGCCUCUCAUCUCUGCUCUCUAAUGGCCAUCUCUGCUAUUCAAGGCUCUGCCUUCGCUGGCCAGACCGCCCUCAAGCAGCCCAACGAGCUCUUCCGGAAGGUAGGUUCAGUCGGCAAUGGCGGCCGGAUCACCAUGCGCCGCACUGUUAAGAGUGUACCUAAGAGUAUCUGGUACGGCCCAGAUAGGCCCAAGUACUUGGGCCCCUUCUCCGAACAAACGCCCUCCUAUCUAACCGGUGAAUUCCCCGGCGACUACGGGUGGGACACUGCCGGUCUCUCCGCCGAUCCCGAAACCUUCGCUAAAAACCGCGAGCUGGAGGUGAUCCAUAGCAGAUGGGCCAUGCUCGGCGCACUGGGCUGCGUUUUCCCCGAGCUCCUCUCCAGAAACGGGGUGAAGUUCGGCGAAGCCGUCUGGUUCAAGGCCGGGGCCCAAAUCUUCUCAGAAGGAGGCCUGGACUACCUCGGCAAUCCGAACCUCAUCCAUGCCCAGAGCAUCCUGGCUAUAUGGGCUUCUCAAGUCAUUCUCAUGGGCUUCGUCGAGGCAUAUCGUGUUGGAGGAGGCCCGCUUGGGGAGGGGCUGGAUAAGAUCUAUCCUGGUGGGGCCUUCGACCCAUUGGGACUUGCGGAUGAUCCGGAGGCCUUUGCGGAGCUGAAAGUGAAGGAACUGAAGAACGGGCGGCUGGCCAUGUUUUCGAUGUUCGGGUUUUUCGUGCAGGCUAUUGUGACGGGGAAGGGACCUAUUGAGAACCUGUAUGACCACCUGGCUGACCCAACGACUAAUAAUGCUUGGGCCUAUGCAACCAACUUUGUGCCUGGAAAAUGAGUGUUUUUUUUUGGUUGGUGUAUGAUUUCAGUGUGACUUAAUGAAAUGGGAGCAUUUUCUUCUUUCUA
Molecule: messenger RNA, 954 nt
Organism: Phalaenopsis equestris
Lineage: Eukaryota; Viridiplantae; Streptophyta; Magnoliopsida; Asparagales; Orchidaceae
Product: chlorophyll a-b binding protein 5, chloroplastic
Exons: 2
Coding region: 86-886 (266 amino acids)
Biological process (GO): response to light stimulus; photosynthesis, light harvesting in photosystem I
Cellular component (GO): chloroplast envelope; chloroplast thylakoid membrane; plastoglobule
Source: RefSeq, a predicted model, not a curated record